This is a messenger RNA of Sorex fumeus (smoky shrew), 657 nucleotides long. Its product is annotated as cytochrome c oxidase subunit 4 isoform 2, mitochondrial-like. Gene Ontology annotation, biological process: mitochondrial electron transport, cytochrome c to oxygen. The coding region runs from base 95 to 619 and encodes 174 amino acids. NCBI's taxonomy places the organism in Eukaryota, Metazoa, Chordata, Mammalia, Eulipotyphla, Soricidae. The record is from RefSeq and is a predicted model, not a curated record. The transcript has 5 exons.
GGGCGGGCGGGCCGGCGCUGAGCUGCUCCGUUGGCGCUUGGCAGCCUCCCGUUACUCCCGGCUCAGCCUUCCUGCACCUUCUGCAGAGCCAAAGAUGUUCUUCAGAGCAGCCUGGAGCUUGGCGCUGCGGCGAGGGGGCCCCGGAACCCGAGCUGCUCACGGCCCAGGAGCCGCCACUGCUGCCGCUCACAGUAAGGAGAAGAUGCCCCCGUACACUGACUACCACGCCCAGCGCUCCUACCCCAUGCCCAACGAGCCCUUCUGCACGGAGCUCAGCGCUGAGCAGCGGGCCCUGAAGGAGAAGGAGAAGGGCAGCUGGGCCCAGCUGAGCCACGCCGAGAAGGUGGCCUUGUACAGACUCCAGUUCCACGAGACCUUCGCAGAGAUGAACCAUCGCUCCAAUGAGUGGAAGACAGUGAUGGGGGGACUCUUCUUCUUCGUUGGAUUCACGGCUCUGCUGAUUUGGUGGCAGCGCGUCUAUGUCUUCCCGAAGAAGCCCAUCACGCUGACCGAGGAGCGGAAGGCCCAGCAGCUGCAGCGCAUCCUGGACAUGAAGGGCAACCCCGUGCAGGGCCCUGCCUCCCGCUGGGACUACGUGAAGAAGGAGUGGAAAAAGUGACGACCACAGCGCCCACAACCCCACCAGCCCAGCCCGUG